Messenger RNA from Pecten maximus, 4624 nucleotides. RefSeq lists its product as uncharacterized. Gene Ontology annotation, molecular function: protein binding. Lineage: Eukaryota; Metazoa; Mollusca; Bivalvia; Pectinida; Pectinidae. The transcript is spliced from 21 exons. The record is from RefSeq and is a predicted model, not a curated record. The coding region runs from base 573 to 3743 and encodes 1056 amino acids.
CUGAGAGAAUGUUAAUCUUGUGUAAUACUUUACGAGACAGUGUAACAAUGUUGUCUAAUUUAACACACUACACCUUUGAUAAUUGACAGGUACGCACCACGCUGGAUUAGCAUAGUGAGGCCGUGACGAGGUAGCUAUGGACGCCGCACAAUUCGCCCACGACAGUCCGGAUUCGUCAUCGGAACUCUGUCAAAACGACAUGGCAGGUACCACCGCGGGAUAUCAAACUAAACUCCGAGGGUUGGCUCAAACAACUAGUUUGAAUGAAUCCAUAAAGGAGAAAAACCCGUACAACAUUCAAGCUUCUGAUGUAUUGGAUUUAAAUGAGUCGGUUAAUGGUGUCGUAGGAACGAUUGACGAGAGAAUCGAACAAAAUGCGACUCCGUAUUUCCCUAAUGAUGAAUCAAAAGGAUCUCGAAAUAAUGACAUAACCGGUCAAAUGUCAAAGUGCGAAGGAAGUUCUACAUUGCUGAGUAAUGAUAAUGAAAAUGGUAGUUUGGAAAAUAUGAAUCUGAUUGCAAUGGACCGUGUGAAAUGUUUUAAAGAAAGUUGUUCUGUCAUAUCAGAGACAGAUGAAGCGGAAGACAAUAGUUUUCAACCGAAUGGGAUGUCAGGUGAUACAGCCCCUAUUGGAAAAGGAUUGGCCUCCUCGAAGCGACGGAGAAAAACGUGUGGGAUGCUUGAUAACCUACCGUGUGAAAUUCAUAGAAAAUGUAGAUAUCCAUGAAGGGAAGGAAAGGAUGACCAUGAGAAGGAACUCCAUGAUGGUUUUUAGCGGAAAAAGAGAAAGUCGCGACUCUGUGGAAUCUAUAGAAUCCCGAAAAACAUCUAUUGCCGGUAGUAGGAAAUGUUCUUCAGAACGGCAUUCCGGGCCCUCACUUCGCCGUGCGAGCUUCGCAGUGCCCCAGUUUCUAAAGCGAGACAGCGACGUUUCAGAAAGUGAUUUUUAUCGACGGACGAGCCAUGAUGUCAUAAAAAACGAAUCGACAAAGGACAAAAUAGAAAUUUUAGAAUUUAUGAAAGAUGUGUCAGCUCGCUGGAAGAAAGUUAAUGUUAAAUUGAACGUACCCGUCCAGGAAGUUCGGAACGGUUCUGAAGCGGUUAGAUUUACGUACCUAGACGACAUACAGGCUGCUCUUCAAGUUCUUCUAGGCGCACGGGAACCAGUCGUCAUCCUCAAGUCAAGGAGAAAACCCGAGAUACUUACGUCUUCAACUGACGGUCAACACAGGAAAGGUCCAGAGAAAUUCGAAGUUGACGAUUCCAAAUACUUGGAUACAGAAAAACGAAGACUACUGGACAAAAUGCCUCCUCAAAACGAAAUACCAAGCAACAAUGGCGUCCGACGUUUGUCGAUUAGUGACGUCAUCAACACAAUGAAGUCACAGCCAGACAACUACCAGAGUCAGAUAAAUGCGUGCGUGGAUAUGGAGCGAUUCGCCGAUGACGACGACAUCGAAGUUUUAAUAAAGAAACAGGAAGCGAUAUCGUUUAUGGUGGCAGCCAUGUCUAAGUUCAUGGAUAAAACGGAGCUCCUCCUUGCUGCCUGUAAAACGCUAGUCGCCUUGUCAACAAACUCAGAGGCCAGUUGUGUACAGAUGUGUCGUGAGAACGGGACAUCUACCCUACUACAGGUCCUCCAUACCCACGGCGACCACAGUCCGCUCUUAAUCUCCGUCCUGGAAAUACUCGGCAACAUCUCGCUCACAGAGGAACUUUCCGAAGAAAUUGUUAAGAAAGCGGGCCAUUCGGAAAUCCUCGCAAAGAUGUCAUGCCAAAGGAAUGACUAUAAUGUCGCCAGACUUUGUUGUUUUAUUCUCGGAAACCUCGUCAACAAAGUUGAUGUUGCUCAGUCAAUCAUGUUUGUUGGCGGUGUCCACUGCAUCAUCGAAGCUCUACGAAGUUUCCCGAAAAAUGCCGAAGUUUUGGAGAAUGGCUGCCGAGCACUUGGCUGUUUUUCUGCGCAUGAUGAGAUUUGCAUGGACGUUGUUAACGCAGGCGCAGUAGAAGCAGUCUUGGUUGCUAUGACAUCAGCGCCGGAAGUUGACACACUACAGGAAUGUGGAUGUUGGGCAUUGGCUUGUCUUACCAAAUUUGAGGAAGCUUGUGCCAACAUUUGUAAAAACAACGGAAUAAACACUAUAGUGGCGACCCUCGAGAGGUUCCGAAAGGAAGAGGCCUUACAAGAAUACGGUUGCUGGACAAUCAGUAACAUUUCAGCUCACGAACAAACACUUCAACACGUGGUCAACCCCAGAGUACUCAGCGUUGUCAUGGACACGAUGUGCCAUUUCCCAGAAAACUUAGAAAUACAACACCAAGUAUUCUUCGCCAUUGGUCAAAUCGUAAUGAUGUCAAGCGAGAUGCAGGAAAAGCUAGUGAGGACUGGAGGCGUGCGAUCUGCUGUCAACAUUAUGACGUCAUUUCCGGACAGUUCGGAACUUCAGGAACAUGGUUGUCGAAUUCUAGGGAAUGUCGCUGUGAAUGAACAACUCCGGAAAUUGAUAGAGAAUGACGGAGGAUCUAAGGCAGUCGUAUCCGCCAUGUUGACCCACGAUCGCCAAGAACAGAUACAGACAUAUGGAUGUAUGGCGUUAACCAACAUCACAGCAGACGUGCCGGAAAACAAAAACAAAGUGGCGGCAAAUUCUGGCGUAUCUGCGGUACUGGCAACUAUGAAGGAGAUGGAAACCAAUACAGACAUAGUGCUCUGUGGCCUGAAGACGUUAUGUAAUCUGAUGGGCGGAGACGAUUCCAGUUACUAUUUCAUGGAAGAUGAUGGUCUGGAGGUUAUGGAAUCUGUUAUAUCUCGCUAUAGAAAACGUCAUGAUAUCCAUAGUUAUGCAUGCCGUAUCCUCGCCAGCGUUCCUUCGGCUCCAGGGUUAGACGACUCCUGUCUAGACACUACUGAAGAAGUACUGUACGAUGCAAUACAUCGUUUCCAAGGCGACAGUGACCUUCACCUUUCACUUUGUCACUAUUACGAGAACCUCGUAUUAACAGAUUCUGGCAGGUCCCGAUUUACUGCAGGCAAAUAUCUAGACAGAUUAGCAGAAACCAUGACAGUCUUAAAGGACGACAAGGCGGUCCAGAUGUCCGGUUGUAAGACGAUAGCAGCUAUCUCAAUGUACAAAAACAGUUCAGUCCAGGAAAGUGAGUUAUGUGCGAGCCUCGUUCUGGAUGUGAUGAGGAUAUUCCACGCAUGUAGCAGCGUUCAAACUGUGUGUUGUGGCGCCAUUUCCUAUCUCGUAGAACACAACGAAAAUCUACGGAAUUACAUUCAGAAAAAAGGAGGAAUGGACGUAAUGAUGGCAAACCUACGCGAGCAUCCUGGAGACGAGGGUCUAGCAGUUGUAGGGCUAAUGGCAUUAGACAGCAUCACUCACAAAGGGAUCACAGAUUCCAAUCGAUUACAGAAUGAAAUUACGUAUGUCAGUAGCAUGAUGAGGCGGUAUUCAGAAAACGUGGAACUGCAGACUUAUAGCUGUAACAUUCUUUCAGCAGUCGGCAAAGAAGGUAUCCUUUGGUGUGACGCGACAAGGUCAGAAGCGCUAGAACCAAUCACUUGUCUUCUAAAAAGGCGAAGAUCCAAUCCAGAGCUAUCGUCGACUGCGUUAGAAGUUCUGACUAUCUUAUUGAGCGGUGAGAGUGAAGACAUCAUAAGCGACACGAAGGAAAGGUUACCAUUUCUCGAUGAAGAAUUCUGGGAAAAGUGCUAUCGAAAUGUCUUGCAUAUCGAAUGAUAUUUCGUUUGUCAUUUUUGAACCUAUCUUCAGGUAUUUCCGCGAGUGAGGUUUUUGUAACCACUUCAAAAACUGUAAACGCCAUACCUGGGGUAUUUUUGUGAUAAUAUAAUGUAUUUAAGACAAUUAAUUGCCUUCCCGAUUUAUUUAAAAAAACCCGAGUUAAAAUCAAAUGACAUCUAUAAAUGCAAUUUAUUGCUGACAGGCGCAUCAGAACCUCAUCCGUGUGAAUCAGUCCAUAAACUCACACACUUUGGGAGUUUUAAACUGGAUUUGAAAGGAUUGUGUAUAAACUCUAGCGAGUAUCGGUGAGGAUGCCCGGGUAUAAUACCACUCGUCCAUUGAGUGUGAUCUCAAAUUGACCUUCAUAUUUAUAGAGCUAAGCAUAAUAAUAUUACUAUUUUGUCAAUAAAUCUACUCUGACAACUCAAUAUGAACAGAAGUUGUGAUGGUCUUUAACCAGUGGAGAUGGAGAGUUUUGACAGUACUGGUGCUGAAAAACCGUAAAACAGUAUUCUUAAGUAAGAAGGGAGUAUAAUCCAAAAAGCUUCAUCUGUUGAUGAAUUUAGUGUAGGCACUUGAUAAAUCAGAGGUAUCCUAUUAAAGAUAAGCUUGGAUAGUACAAGAAGACUUGAGUGGUAUGUACAUUUAUGGUGAUUAUGACUAAUGAACUUGCGUACGUUUGUCCUUCUACGAAUCCUAGGUAAUACUACCAGAACAAGUGCGGAGAAAGUUCGGAUACUAAUGAAUGUUAUAAAUAAGCGAGGACAUAUCCAUUGUAUUUAUCAGUAAAAGAGACGAGGAAAAAAUAACUUUGAACAUCAGAAGGACUGUAAUAAUACAUGAAUUUGUACAAAAGUGUAAUAAAGUAACAACUUUUG